Molecule: messenger RNA, 977 nt
Organism: Arachis duranensis
Lineage: Eukaryota; Viridiplantae; Streptophyta; Magnoliopsida; Fabales; Fabaceae
Product: two-component response regulator ORR10
Exons: 5
Coding region: 241-780 (179 amino acids)
Biological process (GO): cytokinin-activated signaling pathway; phosphorelay signal transduction system
Source: RefSeq, a predicted model, not a curated record
UGCUUAUUCGUGAAUUCAAGAAUCAACGUAGAAUAUCAUGGAGAUUCUUGAUGAAAUCUUUGGGAUCUCCCUUUCCAAACUGUGAGAUUUCCUAUGUGGAUUAUGCAUCUUCAUGACUAGGACCUGGCUCCCCAAUAAAAUGCCAAGUCCUCAUGAUUCAUCACCAUCACCACCAUCUUCAUCUUAAUCUCUUUCUCUUCUCUUCUUUUCCCAAUACUUUAUCUCUUUCAACAAAUUAUUAUGGGUAUGUCUGCUGCGGCACAGUUCCAUGUUUUGGCUGUUGAUGACAGCCUAAUUGAUAGAAUGUUGAUUGAGAGGCUCCUCAAAACCUCUUCAUUUCAUGUUACAACAGUGGACUCUGCCAUUAAGGCUUUACAAUACCUUGGUAUGGUUGAAGAUAAACUAAAGGGUUAUGAGACACCUGAAAUUCAUCAGAAUGCAGAAGUUAAUGUAAAUCUGAUCAUAACAGAUUACUGUAUGCCAGAAAUGACUGGCCAUGAUUUGCUAAGAAAAAUUAAGGAAUCAAAUUCUCUUAAAGACAUACCAGUUGUGAUCAUGUCCUCGGAGAAUGUUCCAUCAAGGAUCAAUAGAUGCUUGGAAGAUGGGGCUGAAGAAUUCUUUCUGAAACCAGUUCAACAAUCAGAUGUGAACAAGCUGAAACCCCAUUUAUUGAAAUCAAGAUCCAAGGAAGAAGAGGAAACCCAACCCAUCAACAAUAACAAGAGGAAACAAGAAUCAAGUGCACCGUUUAAUAAGAAUUCUUACAAAAUCAAAAUUUGAUAAUAUAUAUAUAUAUAUAGGGGCAGUGGUAGUUUCUUAAUUAGAACAUUUUCCUUUCAUCUACUGUUUUCAUAUAUGGCAUCCCAAUCAAACAAAAUGAAAUUAGCUGUUCAGGAAGUCCUGGAUGUAAAUACUAAAUAGAUUCAUUAGAGAGAAGAGAAUAUAAGAGUAUAUUUACAUUUAAUUUUGUGGUGAAA